Salmo salar (Atlantic salmon) is the source of this 6121-nucleotide messenger RNA. Its product is annotated as ankyrin repeat and SAM domain-containing protein 1A. NCBI's taxonomy places the organism in Eukaryota, Metazoa, Chordata, Actinopteri, Salmoniformes, Salmonidae. Gene Ontology annotation, molecular function: ephrin receptor binding. Gene Ontology annotation, cellular component: cytosol. Gene Ontology annotation, biological process: ephrin receptor signaling pathway. The record is from RefSeq and is a predicted model, not a curated record.
AUGAGACUGGGUGAAGGAAGUUUGCUCUGUGGUACUGAACGAAACUUUUCCCCGGAGCUACAGUGGAAGAUCAGAACAGUCCUGGAGAAUUGUGUUGCUGGGAGAGUGAUCCAGUCGUGCAGGGAACCAUUGUUUUCCUCAGUACGCCUGUGAGAUUGGUAGAGGACCGCAAAGGAUUUUUUUCUCCCGUUUUCUAACCCCCUACUCUAUCCGAGAUGGGGAAGGAGCAGGAACUCCUAGAGGCGGCGCGCACUGGAAAUCUUGCCGCUGUGGAAAAGCUUCUUUCUGGGAAACGACAAUCGACUGGAAGUGGCGGUGGAUCAUCGGGGACUAGUGGAAGCAGCAAUAUCAGUGGUCACAAUGCGUCUCACCCGCUUUCCAGCCUUCUCAGUAUCUGGAGGGGUCCUAAUGUAAACUGUGUGGACAGCACUGGAUACACUCCUCUACACCAUGCUGCCCUAAAUGGACACAGUGAGGUAGUGGAGGCGCUGCUACGUAACGAGGCCUUGACCAACAUCGCUGACAAUAAGGGCUGCUACCCCCUGCACCUGGCCGCAUGGAAGGGGGACCAAAGGAUCGUCAGGCUCCUCAUUCACCAAGGCCCCUCACACCCCAAACUCAACGAGCAGAGCUCCUCUGUAGAGCACAAAGAGUUGAAACGCUGUGGGCCCUUUGACCUACAUAUUAAUGCCAAGAACAACGACAAUGAGACCCCCCUCCACUGUGCCGCCCAGUACGGCCACACCCAGGUGGUGCGUCUGCUGCUGGAGGAGCUGACCGACCCCACCAUGAGGAACAACAAGUUUGAGACGCCACUGGACCUGGCCGCACUCUACGGCCGUCUGGAGGUGGUCAAGCUGCUGCUUACCGCCCACCCCAACCUGCUCUGCUGCAACACCAAGAAACACACGCCGCUGCACCUGGCCUCACGCAACGGACACCUGGCCGUGGUGGAGGUGCUGCUGGGAGCCGGCAUGGACAUCAACUACGAGACGGAGAAGGGCAGCGCCCUCCAUGAAGCAGCUCUCUUUGGGAAGACUGACGUGGUGCAGAAACUUCUGAGUGCAGGGGUUAAUGUGAACAUGGUGGACAGCAAGGGCCUGACAGCGCUGGACACUGUCAGAGAAAUGCCCUCUCAGAAGAGCCGACAGAUAGCCGCUCUAAUCCUGGGCCAUAUGUCAGGAAAUCCCCCUGUUUUACACUUGCCUCCUCCCCCUGUCCCUCCACCUAAUGAGAGCCCUAGCCUUCGGAAAAAAGGUGAGCUGGGGGUGGUGAGUGAGCUGAUCUCGGGGCUGGCCCCGGGGCCUGAGGAGGAGAGCCCGUAUGAGGCGCUGUUCGAGGCCACUUCCUGUCACUCUCUGGACAGCCUGGCCAGUGGCAAGUCCUCCGACAGGGACUCUGGACGACCUGACAGUGAAGCCGGAAAGAAAGACCGGCUUGCUCACCAAUCCCAACAUGCCCCAGACCAGGAAGAGGAGCUUAACUCGGAGGCCCUGUACACUAACAGCAGCAUCGAUGAGAGAGGGGAGGAGAUGGAGGAUCACAAGUAUGAACUGCUGCUCUCCACCCAGACCGAAGUCCCCCAGUCCGCACAGGACCCCCCAUCACAGAAAUGUACAGAUGAGAACGCUACCUCCCAACAGUCUUCCAACAGUCUUCUACCUCAGCAGCGGAAGCCCACUGCCCCUAGUGACCUCCGACCUUCAGGCCCGACGGGCGACACCCUGAAGCCCCCCGGACCUCCUGUGGUUGGGCCGGGACGGACGGGCCUCCGCCUCACUGGUGAUAACUCUUUGCUCGGCCAGGACCUGGUCGCAGUACCUGAAGUGUUCACAGGCCUCCUGCACGGAUCCUCGCCCGUCUUUGACUGUCGGGAGGAGUCCCUCAGCAGCCUGCCAGGUGGAGUACUGACACAGUCCAGCCAAGGCCAACAGCCGGCGCCGGCGCCAGCUCCAACUGCACCCGCCAAAGCAACAGAAGCUCCGCCUCCUCCAAACAAUCCAAUCAACAUGUCUGCCAUCCUGACAGACUGUGACCCCAAAGCUAUCUAUGCCACCGUGUCCAAGGGGGAGCCCAGAGACAGGGACGUUGGGUCUGGGACUGUGCCUUCUGGCAGGAUGCGCCCCCCUGGCGAUUUGAAGCUGGCUCGCAGCUUUUCCAAGUCGGACUCAGACCUGCUGGUGUCGCCGCCUAGCGAGGAGGAGGGAGGGCUGGGCAGCCGCAGUGAGUCCGUCUCGGACUGCAGCGCAGCCAAAAAGAGGCUGGAGAAGUCGCCCUCGUUCGCCUCUGAAUGGGACGAGCAGAUGCCUCCCACAUUACCUCGUCUGAGAUCUCAGUCCUUUGAAAGUAUUGAGAAGAUCAUGACAUUGAUUGGAGCAGGCAUUGAUUUCUCUAGAGACCAGCAGUACUCUACCCCAGGUGGGGCGGCCGGGCGGCUGCUGGACCAGCCCGUGGGAGACUGGCUGGAGCACGUGGGGCUGCCGCAGUACGAGAGCAAGCUACUGCUCAACGGCUUCGAUGACCUGCACUACAUGGGCAGUAAUGUGAUGGAGGAUCAGGACCUCAGGGAGAUAGGCAUCACAGACCCAGGACAUCGGAGGAAGAUCCUGCAUGCAGCUCGAUCCCUACCUAAGGUGAAGGCCCUGGGCUGCGACGGCAGCAACUCUCUGUCCUCCUGGCUGGACCUCCUGGGCCUGCAGGAGUACCAACACAGCUUCCUGUCCAGCGGAUACCGUAGCCUCGACUGUGUCAAGAACUUGUGGGAACUGGAGAUUGUCAACGUGCUGAAGAUCUCCCUGCUGGGACACAGGAAACGGAUCAUCGCCUCGCUGGCAGAGCAGCCUUAUGAGGAACCUCCUGUCAAGCCCCCCCGCCUGUCCCAGAUCAGGUGUCAGGACCUGGUAUCCCAGACCUCCUCUCCCAUCAGUCACAUGGACUCCUAUACGGGCCACUCCAUGGACCCCAUCCUGCCCCUGGGGGAGCCUGGGGGGAGGAAGGGGCCUGACCCCGAAUACGAUGUGUCCCCCCACCGUUCCCGCAGUGAACGACACCGAUCACAUGAGAGGUAUGAGGAGCGGCAUCGUGAGCCUCGUCUGACCCUGCGACCCCCCAGCCUGGCAGCACCCUACACACCUGUACAGAACUGGCACCACCAGCCUGAGAAGCUCAUAUUUGAAUCCUGUGGAUAUGAAGCCAAUUACCUGGGAUCUAUGCUCAUCAAGGAGCUACGGGGGACCGAUUCCACCCAGGAUGCCUGUGCCAAAAUGAGGAGGUCAACAGAGCAGAUGAAGAAGGUCCCCACCAUCGUCCUCUCCAUCACCUAUAAAGGGGUGAAGUUCAUUGACGCGGCCAAUAAGAACAUCAUUGCAGAACAUGAAAUCCGGAACAUCUCGUGCGCGGCCCAGGACCCAGAGGAUCUGUGCACGUUUGCCUACAUCACCAAGGACCUGCAGACCAACCACCACUACUGCCAUGUGUUCAGCACGGUGGACGUGAACCUGACCUAUGAAAUCAUCCUGACGCUGGGACAGGCAUUUGAGGUGGCCUAUCAGUUAGCUCUCCAGGCCCAGAGGACCAAACAACACCAGGGCAUCCCAGCAGGCCCCGGGGCAGAGGUCAUCGAGACCAAAUCUAGCCGGCCCGUUCCCAAACCACGGGGUGGCGUAAGAAAAUCAGGGGACUCUCCCCCCUGCUGGACAGUCGCUCCUGCUGUUACUGUCUCACCUGCACCACCCACCGUCCCUCCUUCCUCCCACUGCACCACUCUGCCAGCCCUGUUGCCCAGGUGGACCCGUUGGAGCUGGAAGUGGACUCCCAGUCCCAGAGCAGCACCACGUGGCUGGUGGACCCUGUCCCUAAAGACUCCAAGAGGACCAUCAGCACUAACUGACUACCAUGACCAGACACCCAGCCAGAGUGAGAGGUCAGGGGUGACCCAUACCCAUGGGGUUAUGUUGUGGGGCAGGAUGCAUUUUUGGAACCAUGAGAAAGGCCACUUUCCAUGCACCCUUCCUACCAGUACCACUGGAGAUAUGCUUGCAUACACCAGGAAGGCCCUACCUCCUCUCUGACACCCCUGGCCCUCUCCUCAUGCUCCACUCCUUCUCACCUCCACUGUGGUGUUCAGCUCCAGGGGUCAGCGCUGUAGCUCUGUAUCACACAGACAGGAAGUCAGCCCCCAAGCAGUAGGCCCAAACAACCAAUAUCCUCACUGCAUCCACUUACUUACACUGGAAAAUGGACUCAAUAUGUCAAAGCUUGGUCAGUUAUCCAGAGACUGAAAGGUGGGUGUUUGUUUGGUAGGCAUCUCUCCUUCAAUGUGAAGCACUCGACUUUAACAUCCCUCCUUUUCAUUUUUUUUUUUUUUUUUUUUUACAAAUGAAAACAUGUUUAUCCUUGACAGGCCAGUGAAUGCUGUUCAGACAGUGUAUUUUAUCUAUGGGGGUUUGAGAGUGUCAUGUUCCCAGAUGUUGUUUUUCCCUGACAUUUUGUGACUUGUGUAUCCGUUCCAUGAGAGUUGAAGAUGGAUGCUUCUCUUGAUCGAUCCCUCAGAGGGGCCUUUCCCAUACCCUUAUAUGUGUCUUCGCUGAGGGCUACGCUAAGCUACGGUUUACUCUGACAGGGAAUUUUAUUAAGGUACAGACAGUAGUAAUCAACAUAAAAAUAUAUUUUGGAGAAAAGAAGUAGAGAUCUACCUGGAUAUCUCAGUGGGAAAUGGGAGACAGAUUUAGAUAAAGGAAUGCAUUAAAGUUGUCCUCGGUAUGCUAUACUCACUAGGGUACGACUGGGUAGAAUAAUUACAAUGCGAGAUGCAGCAGUACACUCACAGGCUUUCUCAUGUCCAUCCAUUCAAGCACCGGGUCAGUUACAUCAAAGCAUCGCUUUAUCUUCCUUUUGUCAUUCAUAACAUACAGAAGUGUGAUAGUUAAUGUAAUAGUGUACAGGAGGAAUAAUCUGACAUGGAUGAAGUUUGGAGGGCUGUUCAACUGACACUACAGCAACUUUUAAAAACAGGGGGAGUGUCUUUUUGUAUGUUUAAACUGUUCAGUUACUGGAAACUAUAGGACCUGUUAGGAGGUACUGUGAUGCCAUUUUAUUCCCCCUGAUUCCAUUUGAUUCAUUUUAAACUAGUCAAUCCAGAAAACCAGUCCUGUAAGAUUGUAGGUACAAUAUGGUACACAGUGUUUUCUAGCCAUAUGGUAUCUCUCCUGGUACGUUGACUGUUUUGGGUACUCUGUGGUCAGCUGGAGUGUUGAGCCUCUGUGGGUACAUAGACUAGCUAUAUGGUACUCACUCUAUAUGAUACAGCUGUCUUUAGCUGGUUGAUGUGAGCACCUGCAGCCAUCAACCUGGUCCUGUCUCCGCGUUUGCACAUAAGGAUCAUGGGUAGUACAAUGGGACUAUUCUGAUGAUAUUGAUGAAGACUAUGAUAACAAUGAUAUUGGAUUGUAAAUUAAUCUCUAGCAGUCUGUAUUUUGAUACUUGAAUGAUUUUGUUUUUAUAGAUAUCUAUAUAUAUGUAUGUACGUAUGGAAUUGUUUUGCCACAUUUGUCGAAAAAGGACUGUCUUAUUAAGUUCUACAUAUCAUGAUACUGUUAGGUUCUAAUUUUUAGUAAAUAACUCACGGACACUAGAGAAGCUUAACCAAGUUUAAUUCUUCCCAAAGGGUUGAUACAGCUGUAAUUCAGACACCGACAUGGCUUCCCCAGUGGUAGUAUUCAUACCCCACUUCGGGUGGUCUCCUUAUCGCUAAACAUUGCAUCAUUCUUGCUAAGCAGGGAACUAAGUGAUAUGAGCCUUCAACGGUUUCUCCCCUUAUCAGUACUGCCACAUGAAAUCGUGUUCCCUGCACUCAGCCCCCCCCCCCCCCCAAGCUUCUUUAUGGCACUCCUCUUUAGUACCUAAUGUUCCUAUACUUCUGAGUAUAACAAUGUUCAAAGUUUCACCCUGAUUCCAACAAUACCCAACGAUCUGAAAACAGGCUGAGAGAAAGAACUCAGAGGGACAUCACUACAGAAACAAAGAAAAAAGAUUGUAAAUGACCUUGGGCUUCCAGUCCUUUUUUUAUGAUUAUUAUUUUUCAGAAUUGUACAACUAAUAAAUGAAGAAAUGAUGAACCAGA